This is a messenger RNA of Fusarium musae, 1278 nucleotides long. RefSeq lists its product as uncharacterized. The record is from RefSeq and is a predicted model, not a curated record. NCBI's taxonomy places the organism in Eukaryota, Fungi, Ascomycota, Sordariomycetes, Hypocreales, Nectriaceae. Bases 1 to 1278 code for a protein of 425 amino acids. The transcript is spliced from 2 exons. Gene Ontology annotation, biological process: proteolysis; peptide metabolic process. Gene Ontology annotation, molecular function: metalloendopeptidase activity.
AUGACUUCCGAACCAAAAGUCCCUGCCCCUCCAUCCUUUGCAAAUCUUACUCCUGAUGGGGUACUAGCCGAGACCGAAAACAUCCUUACCUCUACCUCAGCUCUGCAUGACGAUCUCGCCGCUAAAUUCACACCCUCGACUGCAACCUUCAACAAUAUUAUCCGCCCCAUCGUGGAUGACACCAACCGCGCCGCAUGUCGCCUGCGAAUUCUGACGACGCUCCUCGGACAGUUAUCGCCCGACAGGGAACUCCGUGAUGCCGCCCGUCAAGCAGAAACACGUGGCGCCGCAGCUCAGGUUAAGAUCCUAAUGCGACAUGAUAUUGCAUCCCUAGUGGGAGCGAUAUACGAAAGAGAAAAGACGGCGCCGGAUGGGAACUUGGAUGGACAAGAUCGUCAUUUGCUUGCUCGCAUUCACGGCGAGUAUCUACGUUCUGGGUCGUUUUUACGAAGCCACAAAGAGCGGGAGGAGCUCCAGGCCACUCUGGAUGAGAUUGAUCGGGUGCGAUCUGCCACACAAACUGCCUUCACGGAAGACGAGGGUGGUAUCUGGUUUGACCGUGCAGAUUUGGCGGGUGUUCCAGAGACUAUGCUUGCAUCCAUGCCCCAGGAGGGAACUCAAGUACAAGUGACGUUCCGAAAUACUCAUGUCACGGCCGUGAUGCGUCACGCAGUCAGCAGUGACACUCGUCGCCGGUUCGCCGUUGCUGACCAGAACCGACUCCCCGAUAAUGUAACCCGCCUAGCUUCUCUAGUCGCCUUGCGUGAUGAGGUUGCCCGUCUCUUGAGGUAUGAACAUCAUGCGGCUCUCAAGAUCGUGGACAAGAUGGCUCCAAGCGUUGACUAUGUUGAGGCGCAGUUGAAUGAUCUCCACAGAAGGUUAAAGCCCCUUGCUAAGGCCGAGACUGAUAGAUUGAUUCAACUGAAGCAAAGGGACUGUAAAGAGCCUGUCAAUGAAUUAUAUUCUUGGGAUAGGGCGUAUUAUCUCCAUAAGCAAACCCAGAGCAAUUUCUUUGUGGAUCAUGAGCUCCUUGCUGAGUACUUUGAGGUCAAUCAUACUCUUCAAGGGAUGCUUGAUGUGUUUAAAGAGCUCUUCGGCAUCGAAUUCCAGCCUAUCGUGACUUCAGUAUGGCACGAGAGUGUCGUGGCAUAUGAAGCAUGGGACACCCCAAGUGAGGGAGGCGAGUUCUUGGGGCACUUAUACGUAGAUCUCUUUGACAGAGAGGCUUCGCUCACCCGUCGCAAUCUCGUCCGGCACUACUCCAGCACAGCGAAGUAA